Chara braunii is the source of this 1109-nucleotide messenger RNA. The record is from the annotation of a GenBank genome assembly. Lineage: Eukaryota; Viridiplantae; Streptophyta; Charophyceae; Charales; Characeae.
GCGGAUGCCAUAGCUCCAAAAAGGUGACAGUGGUGCGGUGAAAGCACGACUACUGUCUGCAGCUAUGCACUACUGCCGACGCACGCCUCUUUAGCCUGUACUCUGCAGAACAUCGACUUGUCCGCGUCUGCUGCAUGGAAAGAAAAGAAGGAAGGGAGAACAAUUAGAAAUGGCAUCCUGUAUGGAUGAAAUGUUUGUUGAUUGAACUUCAUUGAUUGAUUGAUUGAUUGAUUGAUUGAUUGAUUGAUUGUUUGAUUGAUUGGUGAUUGAUUGAUUGAUUGAAAGAAUGAUUGAUUCAUUGUUUGAUUGAUUGGUUAUUUGAUUGAUCUUCUCCUCCUUCAUGUCCUCUAUGUCCUACUCCAUCUCCUCCUCCAUCCCCUCCUCCAUUUCCUACUCCAUCUCCUCCUCCAUCUCCUACUCCAUCUCCUCCUACUUCAUCUCCUCCUCCAUCUCCUACUCCAUCUCCCCCUCCAGCUAUCUCCCCCUCCCGUUGUCUCCCCCUCCCGCUAUCUCCUCCUACUCCAUCUCCUCCUCCAUGUCAUCCUCAAUCUCCUUGUACUCCAUCUCCUCAAUCUCCUCCCCCAUCUCCUACUCCAUCUCCUCCUCCAUCUCCUCCAUAUCGUACUCCAUCUCCUCGUACUCUAUCACCUCCUCCAUCUCCUACUCCAUCUCCUCCUACUUCAUCUCCUACUCCAUCUCCUCCUCCAUCUCCUCCUCCAUCUGCUACUCCAUCGCCCUAUCCCGACUUCUCGUAAUCCAUAUCUCCUGCUCCGUCUCCUCCAUUUCCUACUCCAUCUCCUACUCGAUCUCCUACUCCAUCUCCCACAAAAUCUCCUACUCCAUCUCCUCCCACCUCAUCUCCUCCUCCAUCUCCUACUUCACCUCCUCCUCCAUCUCGUAUUCCAUCUCCUCCUACUCCAUCUCGUCCUCCAUCUCCUCCCACUCCAUUUCCUCCUCCAUCUCCUCCACCAUCUCCUACUCCAUAUCCUACUCUAUCUCCUCCUCUAUGUCAUCCUAAAUCUCCUCCAUAUCGUACUCCAUCUCCUCGUACUCCUUCUCCAUCUCCUCCUACUUCAUCUCCUCCAACUUCAUCUCGUCCUACUUCAUCU